Trichoderma atroviride IMI 206040 is the source of this 1081-nucleotide messenger RNA. The record is from RefSeq and is a predicted model, not a curated record. NCBI's taxonomy places the organism in Eukaryota, Fungi, Ascomycota, Sordariomycetes, Hypocreales, Hypocreaceae.
AUGGCCGCCGUGCCGUGUUGUGGCUUUUUAUCACGAAAUCAUGAUGACUACGAUGCAUUGCAGGCUUCUUGCAUUAGGGCGGAUGUAGGCAAUGAUGGGCUGCUGCGAAACACAACGAUGCGAUGGAGCACAUUGACGACACGCACCACGCAUGGCGGUAUUUCGGCUGCUAGUAUCGGGAAUCUAAAGGAGGUUGGGUCAUGCGUCCAAGUAUUACUUGUAUACUUGACUGACGGACUGGCUGGCUCGUCCAAAUACGUCCUAGGCACUUUACAGGCGGCGUACAGGCAUACGCCCCCUCCAUUUUUCCCAUCCUCUGGACGAUUCCUAUGGUCUCAAGCUUCUUGUACAGCUACAAGGCAUCCAGCAGCAACGCUUACAACUCAGACGAGGCUGCCCCUCCCACGUCGCCCCCCCAUAACGCUCCGCUUCCAUUGGGCUACUGCAGGUCCUGGUGGAGCUCUCGGCGGAGGAUUCAUGCAGCUAGAUGAUGCACGUCGGGAAACAGGUCUGGUACUGAUACAAGACCAAAUGGGCGAGGGGCAGUCAGAGCAUUCAGCUCAGUCAUCAAAACAACAGAUCUCAAGAUUUAAAUCAUCGAGCAAAUACAAGCUCAAAAACGAGAUACAAAUCAAGACUUUCUUUCCUACAUUUCUUCAGAUGAUUGGCCAAAGUAUUCCCUACUGCGUCCCCAAACGGAAUCGUUUCGCUCGCGAGAGAAAAAUCUCAGAGUCAUUGUUUACCCAUCAUCUUUGUCACUACGAAUUGCUGAUCCAACUCAACUUUUGGCGCAGAAGUGACGCCAUCUACAGACUCGAGCUCCAUCUCGGAACUGUGCUCAGCCAGCCAUACCGCAAUUAAAAAAUGCCUUUCAGCCUGAUUUGUGAUGAUAGCUUACUUGACUCAGAGGAGCAUAUAACUCAAAAAAAAAAUUCCAUUCAUUUUCUAUAGACAGCUUGCCAAAUCUCGUAAUUCCAACAAAGACGUAACACCACUCAAUUUAGCCAGCUCGCAUACAGCAUUUUUCAGGCCUGUGAUCGCGGUCACGGUCAUAUAGGAUAAGAACCGCAAGAAAAAUGAG